GUUUGUUUCCGGGUUGGUCUCUACUGGGGCAAGAGAGAGAGGCCCGCAAAAGCAAAAACGCAGGGCCAUAGAAACUCCGUUAUCCACCCCUCCCCUCUCAGGGGCCAUAGCAUGAUGAUGGUGCUUCAAUUGCAAUCCAACGCCUCCGCCUCCUAUAUUUUGCAACAAUUUCCAGUCCGCUCUUCUCUUCCUCAAAAUCAAAUCUCUAUUGCUUCCCUUUCCCCUUCACAUCUACCCUCCACAUCAACAAGAAGAAGAGCUUUGUCGCUCAUUACAAUUACCACUAUUUUCUCCGAUUGUUGCUUCUGUUCCAAUUAUACUUGGUCCAAACAGGUUUCAGAUUUCGUUGAGCUCCCAGCUUCUGGUGGUGUCAAGGCAUUGGACCUUCGGAUUGGUGAUGGGGAAACUCCUUCUGAUGGCGACAAGGUUGUAAUUCAUUACUACGGGAGAUUAGCAGCAAAGCAAGGAUGGCGCUUCGAUUCCACUUAUGAUCAUAAAGAUGAAAAUGGGGAACCUAUUCCUUUUGAGUUUGUUCUUGGUUCUGGCAAAGUCAUAUCCGGAAUUGACUCUGCUGUGAGAUCGAUGAAAGUAGGUGGUAUUCGUCGAGUCAUCAUCCCUCCAUCUGAAGGAUAUCAAAAUACAUCUCAAGAACCCAUUCCCCCCAAUUUUUUUGACAGACAGAGGCUAUUCACUACCAUAUUCAAUCCAACACGUCUGGCGAAUGGAGAAGGCUCAACCUUGGGGAUUCUCAUAUUUGAUGUUGAGCUGGUGAGCGUGAGACGUGGGUAAGCUUUCCAAUAUUCUCACCUCUAUCGGAUCAUGUUUUACUUGUGUGUGUAAACAGAUAAAAGCACCAAGUAAUGCAGCAUAUGUAGCCAGAGAAGAGGUUUGCUUAUAUGUAUUUCAUAGGAGAAGUGGCGCUUGUGCUGGAUUGCUCAAGGACAUUCACAUUUUCUCAGCUAGUGACCAACAUCACUCACUAGGCCAAGUUCUCUAUUUAUCUCCUCCUUGCCGUGUAGAAUGCCUUGGUAUACUUGGAAAUUAUAGUGAAAAAUGAUUAAUGCCAUCCUAAAUAUAGUGAAAUAUGCUGUACACCUGCUAUUGGGGGAACUAAAGCUGUGUGUUAAUAUUUGGAAUAGGCAAUAAGAUGAGCUGGUGGAUGAUGUUUUGGAGUGUGUGUAGUCCGGAAGUAAGGAGAACAACGCUUGUGUA
This is a messenger RNA of Sesamum indicum (sesame), 1212 nucleotides long. RefSeq names its product FKBP-like peptidyl-prolyl cis-trans isomerase family protein. Gene Ontology annotation, molecular function: peptidyl-prolyl cis-trans isomerase activity. The record is from RefSeq and is a predicted model, not a curated record. Lineage: Eukaryota; Viridiplantae; Streptophyta; Magnoliopsida; Lamiales; Pedaliaceae.